Messenger RNA from Lycium ferocissimum, 1248 nucleotides. RefSeq names its product F-box protein At3g07870-like. Gene Ontology annotation, molecular function: protein binding. The record is from RefSeq and is a predicted model, not a curated record. The coding region runs from base 1 to 1248 and encodes 415 amino acids. Lineage: Eukaryota; Viridiplantae; Streptophyta; Magnoliopsida; Solanales; Solanaceae. The transcript has a single exon.
AUGGACGCUAAGAACCAUAAACUUAAUAGCUCUAAGCUUUUGGAUGUUCCUCUCAAUGUCUCAAACCCAAUGCUAUGCUUCAAAUGUGAUUACAAACGGAAGAUAAGAAUGAAUGAAGUCACCAUAAUGGACCUUCCAAGGGUUAUUAUGGUGGAAAUACUUUCAAGAUUGCCAAUCAAGUCCAUUUUCUGCUGUAAGACUGUUUGUAAACUGUGGUAUCAUCUUUUAACUUCUGACCCUUUAUUUCUUAAGUUGUAUCACACGUCUAACUUUCCCUGCAUUUUGUUCUCGGAUGAUGACUCUAUCACUUCCCUUCUUGAACUCAAAGCAGAUUAUGAUUAUAAGUCUCAACCCCUAAACAGACCCAUUGUGUUGAGCCCUAAGUUUCACCUCCCUCCACUGAAAUUGAAACCACAAGUGUUAAUUGGCUCAUGUAAUGGGUUCGUUUGUUUGUUGGAUGGUUCGACGUAUGAUGAAAAACAUUCGGUUUACAUUAAUAAUCCUCUUUUGGGUGAGUAUUUCAAACUUAAAUUGCCUGAAUGGGAGAAAAGUCUUCGUAAUGUUGCUUAUGGAUUUUGCUAUAGUGAAGCCUCUGGACAGUAUAAAGUAUUGAGAUUAGUAUUCAGAAAGCUUUUGGAUCAUCCUAUAAUAUCAGAAUUGGAGGUUUAUACUCUUGGAGUUGAUGAGAACUGGAGAAAUGUGGGCCAAGUUCCGUGCCCUGUAUGGUAUCAUUUUGGGAAGGUUUAUGUCAAUGGUGCUCUUCAUUGGCUGGCUGAUGAAAAAAAUGAAAGCAUUUACUCCUUCGAUAUUGGGACAGAAAAGCUAAAGUCCUUGCCACCUCCACCUUGUCUGAAAACUCAAUGGUGGUUGACGCUAGCAGAGUUGGGGAAUUGUCUAUUCUUGACUGAUAGUAAUAUUGACAGACAGUGUGUUGAUAUCUGGUGGAUGAAACAAUAUGGGAUUGCUGAAUCUUGGACUAAAGAUUGCAUUUUGAUGGAUUCUCUUCCGCCUGGUAUGGGUAGAUAUAGUUUAGAAAUGAUAUUAAUUUGGAAAGAUGGAGAAAUCUUGAUGCAAAAUGGCAGACGACUAGCUUCUUACAACCCAAAAGAAAAGAAGAGUAAGGAGGUCAAUGUUUACAAUAGUGGCACUGUAGCGACUAGGUAUAUUCCAAGUUUUCACUCACUCAAGACCGUCAUGGGGAACAACUUUCAAGUUUCAAAUGUUUAUUCGAAGACUCAGAUAAUUUAG